Parnassius apollo (apollo) is the source of this 696-nucleotide messenger RNA. The record is from the annotation of a GenBank genome assembly. NCBI's taxonomy places the organism in Eukaryota, Metazoa, Arthropoda, Insecta, Lepidoptera, Papilionidae.
AUGUGCAAGUUCUAUAAUUUAAACGUGCCUGAGCGACGGUCUGGGUCAGGUGAGGGUGGUGCACAUAAUCACGGAGGCAACAGUGAUGACGAAGAGCGUAAUCCAGACGGGGUUGUGCAGCCAUACGUGCCGCCGCACGAGCACAAAUUGGAGUAUAGCUACUGGAUGUGGUUUUCACGGCGACCGCCUGCUCGUGAACUCUCUGCUACGACCACUGGCUAUGGCCAGGCGUUACGUCUGGUGGGUCGCGUGGCGAGCGUGGAACAGUGGUGGGGGCUGUACACGCAUUUGGCGCGGCCCGCUGAACUGCCGCCACUCUCCGACCUUCACCUUUUCAAGCUAGGAAUUAAGCCCAUGUGGGAAGACCCUGCCAAUGUUAAUGGUGGAAAGUGGGUAGUUCGGUUGCGUAAGUCUCAAACGGGCCGCGCAUGGGAGGACCUCUGCAUGGCGAUGCUGGGAGAACAGUUCAUGGUUGGACCCGAGCUGUGUGGUGUCGUGCUCUCCGUGCGCUUCCAGGAGGACCAUUUAGCUGUAUGGCACAAAACGGCAUCGGAUACAGCGGCAGCUGCAAGAGUGAGGGACGCCUUAAGAAGAAUCCUCCAGCUUCCAGCUUCAGUGCCUAUCGAGUACAAGGCCCAUGGAGACUGUCUCCGUGCUUCGACUCGCCAGACUGACGAAGAGGCAACACACUCGUAG